CCAAUUUGAAUCUCAGAUUGUGAUACAGCUACCGUAGCAGAGCUUUAUGCCUCAUGCCCAGCUCGCUACCUCACUCCUGUGACUGAGGUGAGAGAGACCUUUAUACAGUGCCUCUGGGCUGAGCCGUUGCUACUGGAUGCCAAGGUGAGAGAGAGAGAAUUUCUUCAACAUGUGGAAUGAUAUUGAACUUCUGACAAACGAUGACACAGGAAGUGGACGACUGAACAUAGAUUCGAGACAAGAAUGUGGAACUGCCUUGUAUCAAGAGGAUACUCUAGUUAAAAUAACUUCCUCUGAAAAGGUCUUGUGUAAUCCAAAACUAUAUGCAUGCAACUCAAGUGAUGGCUGUAUUAUUGUGGCUGACAGAUCAGUGGCACUUCUUGAUACCAUUUGCCAGUCUUUUCAGAUGCACAUUCAGUUUGAUACUGAAGUGGAUGUGGUUGGUUUGUGUCAAAAAGGACACUUUCUUGUGGUCGGUGAGAGAAGUGGUAACCUACAUCUUAUUCAUGUACCAUCAAAGCAAACUUUGCUAACUAAUGUUUUGGUUCAGAAAUCUGCAAAUGAAAAGACUUAUCUAAACCUUAUUAUAGAAAAAGAUCAUGCAGAUGAAGGAAUCUAUCAUAUAUUCAUUCUCACAAGCAAUGGAUUCUUUUGCAUUAUGUGCCUCCCACUUGCAAAAAUUCAGGAAGCAAUUGACAAGAUGGACAUGAUUACAGCAAAGAAGUUACAAGGAAUGAUCAAGACUGCUUAUAUUUCCACAAAGGAUUAUCACACCCUUGGUUGUCUGAAUUUUGUGACUGGUGACUUGAUGAACAACAUCCUGCUGAUAAUUGGGGGUAAAGGUGACUGUGUGCUCUCCAAAUGGGAGGUGGAUCCUAGUAAAAACCUGGUGUCUGUUCAAAGUUUUGCUGAUUCAAGUAUGAUUAAAGAUGCAGUGCAAUUUCAGAUCAUAGACAACUUGUUGUUUGUCUUGGAUAAGGAAAACGUUUUGAGCAUGUGGGAUGUUUAUUCUCUUACCUUGAUUUGGGAUUGGCCUUUAGUUCAUAUUGAAGAAUUUCUUCUAACUACAGAAUCAGAUACUUCUUCAGUCAUAAGACAAGGGAUUUCCAGCCUUAAACUAAUAACCUUGACAGUACCUGUUAACAAACAGAUGAGAAACCUCAUGGUUUUUUCACUGCCUGCAAUGCACCUGCUCUAUUCUUUGGAAGUAUCUGAUGUUUCUUCACUGGUUCAAAGUGGAAUCAGCACAGAUACAAUAUGCUUUUUGGAAGGAAUUAAUGAAAAUCACCAAAAGUCUCCUGAAGGUCCGGUGUCUGUUUUAGUAUUGAGAAGUUUAACAGAAGCCUUGCCAGAAAACAGAUUAAGUCGCUUACUUCACAAACACAAGUUUACUGAAGCUGAGAAUUUUGCGAUUCAGUUUGGACUGGAUGUUGAGCUUGUUUACAAAGUAAAAGCAAGUGCUAUUUUAGAGAAAUUGGCUUCAUCUUCCAUUGGGAGUUAUGGUCAAACAGUUUGGUUAGACCUUGUGGAUGAAGCUAAAGAAAAUCUGCAUAAAACACAGGAUAACCAUUUUGUCGUGGAUUACUGUAUAAAUGCUCCAUGGCCAACGUUUGAAACAACUCAGGAAAUGUUAAACUAUGCUAAAAUCAGAAUCUUGAAGAGAAAUGACAAAAUGAUUGCUUCCUUAUCUGACGGGGUUCAAGUGUCCAUAACAGAAGUAUUGAGAGCUCAAGCAAGGCUAACUACUUUCUAUGGAGCCUUUGGACCAGAGAAAUUCAGUGGAAUUGCUUGGACUGAAUUCUUGAAUAAUGAAGAUAUUUUCAAGAACAUCCUUUUUCAGCUACAAGAAGGCAAUCUUCCUUGUGCGCAGUACCUCUGGCUUAGGCAUCAGGCAGAUUUUGAAAGCAGCUUUGAUGUGAAAAUGCUGGAGGACCUGCUUAACACAAUCUGUGCCCCCAUUCCUGUAAAAGAACUGUGUCUGUGGUUUAAAAAUGUUGUGAUUCCUUUUGUAAGGAGGGUUGUGCCAAAAGGACAGAAAAUAUUAGCAAAAUGGCUGGAACAAGGAGCUCGAAAUCUUGAACUAACUGAUAAGGCAAAUUGGCCAGAAAAUGGACUUCAGAUGGCAGAGGUGUUCUUUACAAGUAAAAAUCCAGGUGAACUGGGACUGGCAUCCUCCUGGCGUUGGAUUCCCUUGAAGUGUGGUGAUUGUGAAGAGGUGCAUCAGUUAAAGAAGUUAGUGAAUGAUUUACAAGAAUUGGUAGAUCUCUACCGAAAGUACAGCUGCAAACUAGCACUCUGUGAUUUUGAAAAGGAGAAUGCAAGUACAAUAGUAUUCCGCAUGUUUGAUAAAGUUUUGGCACCAGAGCUCAUUCCAUCCAUUUUGGAAAAGUUUAUAAAGCCAUACAUACAUGAACAUAAUCUACAACAGGAUGAACUUCUCUUGCAGUAUAUAAAGGACUUGCUAGAGCGCUGUCGUACACGAUCUACAUCAGUGUUUGAAACUGCAUGGGAGGCAAAGGCAAUAGCUGUCAUUGGCUGCAUAUCUGAUACAGAUCUGAUAUUUGAUGCAGUACUGCAGAUAAUGCAUGGUGCUGUGGUGCCUUGGAGUGCAGCUGUGGAGCAGCUGGUGAAGCAGCAUUUGGAAAUGAAACAUGUCAAAGUGAAGUUAUUGCAGGAAAGUUCCAGACUGAUGGAGAUGAAGAAGCUGUUACGGGGCUAUGGGAUAAGAGAUACUAAUCUUUUAAAGGACAAACAGAUGAUAAUGAGACUGGUGAAAUACAUUCUUAAACAAGAUACCCCUACUUCUCUGGAAGAUGCUUUGAAAAUUGUAGCAGCAUAUAUGUUGCCAAGUGUGGAAGUCUACAUUUUGAGGAUGGUGGAUCUGAUUGAUCGAGAUCGGAGAGAGGAAUCUCUAAACUUAUUAAAAUCUCUGCCUGUUUCUGAAGCAGAGAAAGUUGCAGAGAGAUUGUCUAUAUGGGCAAGAUUGGUAUUGCAGAAAGAAGCAGAUAAUUCUGAAGAGCGCAAAACGCAAAUGUGUAUAACAAAGACACUUGUGGAGGUUCUUAAAUUCCUGCUUAGCAUUCAGAAAGAAAAUCCUCUGAAGGAAGAUGAAUGUAAAGCAAACUUAAAAAUGUUUGAAACACUUGCUAGCUUGCAGGAGGAUUUUGAUAUCUUUAUUUCAGUCAAGGAUUAUGGGAAUUAUUUGUUGAUGUCUCAGCUCCUUGAAGAGCACAUAAAAGCCUAUGAAAGUGUCCAGUCCGUGGCAAAAUCUAGAAAAGCGCAAGCAACGAAUUCCAAAGAUGAUAGUAAAACAAAGAAUCGUUCCACUGAAUCAAGACUUUACAGACUAGCUUUACUUCUGCAAAGGACAGAGCAAGAGUUGGGGGCAAAGCUGGCACUGAGGUCAUUAGAUGCUGGAAAAAUUGAAGAGGCACUAAAGAUAUGCAGAGAUUUAUAUGAACAUCACUGUAAUGAACAAACAGGGAAGUUGCUAUUUUUAGCUUGUCAGAAGCUUUGUCAUAUGUUGGGAGCUGAUGUUCCAAUGAUCAUACCUAAAGGACUGAACUUUCCAGCAAUGAUAAAUGAGAUGGCAUGCCAAGCAGCUACAAUAUGCAGUCCAGAUCUGUUGUUAGAUUCUCUGGAGCUAUGUAAAUAUACAUUGGCUGCUAAGGAAAUUUACAGACAAUGCCAAAUAGAAAACUAUGGAUUUAUAGCAAAGGCAGCAUCUUUUGGAGCUGAUAAGGAUCCUUAUGAAGAAUGGACCUAUGAUGAUUUCUUUAGUGAAGAUGGGAUAGUUCUUGAUCCACAGAUGGCGCUCCCAGUUGCAUAUGAAACUAUUUCUUCCCUUGUGCCUAUUGCUGAUAACAAGAUGUAUCCUUUGGACUCUGUAAGCUUGGCAAACUGUCCAUUUAUUAAAGGACAGAACCUCCUGUUGCCAGUCAAAACACCCAUCUGUGCGCUGCUUCAGAACCUGAUGGAAAGCAGUCAGUGUGAGUUAGCCUUGCGACUAAUAGUCUGUCUGUUUGGAUCCUGUCUUCAGCACUGUGUAUCAAACAACAUGGAUAUGUGCCUGGGUGAGAAGUUACAUGAUGACAAAAUGCUAGCUGAUGCCAAAAGCUUUCUUAUUGCUAUGAAACAAAAGUCCACUUCAGUGAUUGUCAGUGCUGUCCUGGCUUUAUUACACAAGGUUUUCAACUGUCGUCUGAUAGAUCAUAACCUGGCAUUGGGUUACUGCACAAUUUUGCCCAAGGAAGAUAUGUUUGAAAAACUCUGGAAUGUCAUAAACAACACAAGGCAAAAUUACAACAAAAUUCUGGCAGUAGCUCUGGUUGGAGCGCAGCUUGCUAGUCACUAUGACGAAGCAGGAGAGAGACAAAAAUUCAGGGAAUUAAUUACUGAUGCAGAGUGGGGUAUCCAGCUUGGUAAACUUGGUAUUUCUUUCCAGACUGUAUUUAGGCAGCCAUCAAUAAGAAAGAAAGAACUCAUAAGAACCCUGGUACAGAAUCCAAAUGUAGACACAGACCUUAUAUUGAAAUACUGCAGAACUUUCAUGUUGGACAGUGAUGCAGCACUGCAGCUUUGCAUCGAAACACUCCUUCUCCAGAGUGCUAAUGCAAAUCAAGUUGAAGGAGACUCUGCAGAGGAUACUGUGAAGCAGCCUCAUUCCACACUACUGGCCAAAUCAGUAAAAAUAAUUCCUUUACUGAAAAGCACAAAAGACCUGGUUAUUAGCCUCAGUGGAAUACUGCACAAGCUUGAUCCAUAUGACUAUGAAACUAUAGAAAAUGUACUGAGAGUGAUACAAAGAGCUGAUGAAAAUAGCACAAGUAUCCAGCUUAACCAGGCUUUGAGCUUAUUGAAACACCUGGAAUCCUAUAAAAGAACUUCCCCUCCUGUGGAUCUGGAACACCAAUAUAUUUUAGAGCAUGUGAUUUCCCUGUCUCCAACUGCUCAAACCAGGCUGCCUUUUCAUUUGAUAUUCUUUAGAACCACGCAGUGUUUCUGGAGUAUUAUAUCUGCAGAGCUUACUGAGGAGUCUUUCCCAACUCUUCUCUUGAUUUCCAAACUAAUGAAGGUUUCACUGGAUACCCUAUACAUGUCUGCGGCCAGGCAUGUCUUUGAAAAAAAAUUGAAGCCAAAAGUAUUUGAACUAACAAAAGCUGGAUGUUCAUCAGUGAUUAACAAGGAAACUACUAAAACUGUGCAAACCAUUCAAUCCUAUCUGCUAUCUAUAGUUAAUCCAGAAUGGGCUGUUGCUAUUGCUCACAAGAUUGCACAAGAACUUCCAACAGGGCCUGACCAGAUUCAGGCAUUGAAAUUCUGUCUCUAUUUAGCUGAGAAAUGGCUAACAAAUACUACAACCAAGGAUGAAUCACACGAAAAAGCUGAAGUACUGCUGAAGAAGUUACGUAUGCAGUAUCAGAGAUCAGCCACAGAAACUGUGCUAAUAACCCACAAAUUAAGCACUGCAGAGCAUCUGAAACUUACUGGAAAGCCAGCAAAUCUUAUCGUUUUACUCUAUGAGCACAGCAGCAUAAACCAAAGGAUUCAAAAUCCAACCAACAGAGAUUAUCCAGAUAUUCAUGCAGCAGCUAAGGAAAUAGCUGAAAUUAACAACUUGGAUAUGAACAAAAUCUGGGAUAAAUUGCUUGAAAAAUGGCUGUGUCCAAAUAUACCAACAGAUGAAAAAACUCAAAUCUUUGGGGAUAUACAGGAAGAUGAAGAACUCAGGAGAGUUAUAUAUCUACUUCAACCGCGCCCAAUGGAUUACAGCUCAAGAAUGCUUUUUGCAAUUACAACAUCUGCCACAUCUCCUAUUGGUGUAAACCAGUUGACAUUUGCCCAGAGAAGCAGAGCUCUUAAGUGUCUGAUCUACUUAGCAGAUGCAGAUACGGUUGAAUCACUGUUUAAGAAACCCAUUGAGAAAGUAAAGUAUUUUCUACAAUGCUUCAUUUAUCUGGCAGAGUUGGAAAGACUGAACAUUCCAUACACCUAUGAAUCCUUUCACAGGAGUCCUAAAGAAGGAAUGAUUAAGGGACUGUGGAAAAACCAUAGCCACGAACCCACGGCUGCCAGACUGGUGACUGAACUUAGCUUAGAAUAUAAAGUGUAUGAUCCUCAACUCUGGAGUGGCUUACUGCAGAAACUACUUGGUUUCAAUAUGAUUCAUUAUCUCAGGAAAGUUUUGAUAGCGAUUACUGGGGUUCCUUCAUUAUGGCAGAUUCCUAACUUUAGCCGAGCUUGGAGAAGUGUAAUUCUGGCACCAUUUCUUGCAGGUAGGUUUAUCCUUAGCUCUCUUUCAUGGUUGUGUAAGAAUAUGGCAGUACUGUAUUUUAGUUUGUCAAUAUCUCCUUUCUUUUUUUCCUCAGCUUCUUGUCCGCCAAGUCCUAAGCAGUUAGAGGCAUGCUGUGAAUGUUUUAUGGUUCUACUGAAGUGUCCUGUUCUAGCUGAUCUAGAUACAAUUGGAAUUGCAAGGCAAUAUGCACAGUUGGACCUUACAGCUUUUGCUCUGGGAUGCUUGCUGCUGAUUCCCCAGACUGAGAAGAGAGAGCAACACAUUCAGGGUUUCCUAUCUUCAUGUAACCCAGAGGCUGUCCUACAGCAAGUAGAUGAACAUAUGAACACUGGUGAAGUAGCAGGCUUUGCAUCACAGAUUAGGUGUUUAAUUCUGGACAACAUCAUAAACGAGAAACAAUAUGAACAAUUUUUUAAAACAAAAUACUUCCCAUUACUGAAGCUACAAGUGAUGAACACUCACAGAGUGAAAGAAUUAGUGGAUUACCUUGCCAACAAGAGCUGCAUGGAUGAUGCAGCAGCCCUAAUAGUAGAAUAUCAGAAACAAUGUGGAAAUCCCAUUCUGGCAGAUAAAUCAUCUUGUGAUAUUUUAAAGGUAAAAGGCUCUAGUUAUCCAACUUAUCUUGGUUUAAAGAGAAAAUACUGAAACCUAAGACAUUCAUUCAGAUUAAACAACAAGAUGCUCUUGGACCAGUUAAAGACUCUCCUAUAUUAGUUAUUUUUCUAUUUUAGUACCAUGUCAUGGUAGAAUUUUAAGUUUCACACAUGCAAAUAAAAUCUAUGCAAUAUUUCUUAUAUAAAAAGGGAACUUUAUGCCUAUUUCAAUGCUCCUAUUCCAUUUUCCUAUAAACUUAUCCUUUUGGAUAAGUUCCUAUAUUCCUAUAAAAAGUUACUAAACUCUUGUGUGUUCCUCUUUUCUUCCCAUCCAGAUGUUUCUAAGUGCACCAGAGUAGACUUCUGCAUUUUCUUACUGGAAACAGCUACCCAGAGGAGCAUGUAACUUGAUCUAUAUCCCUUCUCUUCCAGGGGCAAGAUUGUUUCAAACUGUAUUGGUCACAUGCAUUGUAUUUAAAGGGGAACUAAGUUGAAACCUCCUAAGUACCCUUUCAACAAAAGUUACCAUUCACAUUUUUUUUAUUGCUCCUGGCUAACAGACAUUCACAUUAGUUUAAGUGUGUUGUCCCAUGUGAAAGAGUUAAAGGCUUCAUUUACAUUGUAUGAACUCUUUCUUUUCUUCCACUUCCCCCUCCCAUACAACUUGGUGUAAUCUCAGUACUUCAAUACUGGCAAUAAUUAAGUGAGAAUUUUAAAUUUAACUUCCUUUCAAGAGUUACAUGAAGUCAGGGCUGUGGCUUUGUAACUUCUCCUCAAUGUCAGGCUUUUUUGCUUUGUUUUUUAAACAACCUUUCCAUAUCAAAUCCUAUUAAGAUAAAAUUCACUUUGUAAACUGUGUGAUAAGAACUUCUAAACAAGAUUGUAAAUGUUCGUGUAUCUUAUGUAAAAUAUUUUGUAGACUUGGUUUUCAUUCAAGGAUGGGCACAAAUAAAACAGACAAGCUCAAAUUUUGAACUUAACUUAGAAAAUACUAAUGUUUGUAAUGUAAACUAACUAAGACAUCCUCCCCAGACUUUCUAUACAUGCUACUUGAAUAGGGUAAGUUGAUACUCAUUUCAAUGAAAUUAAGAUUUUAGAUAACUUCUCUAAAACCAACUGUGCAUAUAAACAAACAAUUUAACUGCCAUUGUUUUAUUGUGACACUAUUCUUUGUUUGAGACAAAAGUAUAUGGAUGAAUUCCUCCAAAGGAAACAGAGUACCUUCCGAAAACUGAGUGGAAACAUGCCAAUAAACUGAGCACACUUAAAAUAGAUGCAAAAUAGAUAUUAAGGCCCAGGGUGGCUGUAUCUUUAAGACCCAUGUAUCUAUUCUAGUAAUAUUGUACUAACAAAAGCAAUAACCGGAUGGUGGUUUUAAUUAAUCUAGCAAUAGUUCUGUCUUUCAGCUGUCAGCUAAUGCAGACUGAGUAACAAGUAAAACAGAUAAGGAACUAAGUUGAAUAAGUGUUAUACCAGCUGAGUAAGGAGAAGAAAAUUAGAAAAAGUUUUGUACUUGCAUCAUACUAAGUUGUCUAACAAAUUGAGUUAUAAGAAGAUACACCUCCAAUCCUACAAUAAAUACUCUCAGCACUUGAAAGGAGAA
Messenger RNA from Chelonoidis abingdonii (Abingdon island giant tortoise), 8491 nucleotides. The record is from RefSeq and is a predicted model, not a curated record. NCBI's taxonomy places the organism in Eukaryota, Metazoa, Chordata, Testudines, Testudinidae.